AUGCUCCACUACACCGACACCGGCGAGCUCCUCUACCAGCAUCUCCAAUCGAAUUGCUUCCGGAAACCUCCUCGUCCGUCGGAGAAAGUAGACAAAUGCGUUCACGACGACGAGCCGUUCCAACUGUCCGCCCCGAAUCCCGCAAGCGUUGUAAGAACGGUUUACUCUUGUCAGUGUCAUGAAAACAUGUGCAACAGAAAACUGAAGACGAGCAUUAUAAGAGAGACAUUAACAACACAAAGCGAAACGUUUCCGACAUCAACAGAGUCGACGGUCACUCCUCCUUCGACUGCAGUCUUUCCAUUAACUGUACAAGUAACGACGUCUCUUUACUCUCACAUUGGAAGUUCAAGUGCAGUAUUUCUCACCACCAGAGCAGCAACACAGUCGACAUCACCCCAACCCUCCUCAGUCUAUCACUCAACAGCCACUGCAUCCCCACCCGUUCCGAUGGAAAACACAUCCAUGCCACUGAUUCGUACUGCUCACGGAUCAUCCAACCACAUGCAGAUGGCUCUCAUAAUCGGCAUCGCCGUCCCCGUCGUCACCCUCCUCGCCCUCGCACUCGUCGUCUUCAUGGUCCGACGUCUCCGCCGGUACGAACGCUCAAAAAAGGCCGAGGCUAGAGACCACCGUAUCAACUCCAUAUGCAGCUAUGUGGCCGACUCCGGUCUCGGAUCGGGUACCAGCACUUAUCGCACUUUCGAUUUCCAAGAGAUUCGUCUGGAAAAUCUAGUAAAAUGUGGUCGCUACGGCGUCGUGCGGAGAGCAAAUUUCAAGGGUGAAACAGUGGCUGUUAAGAUCUUUCAACACUCGGAACGCACGGCGUGGGCAACAGAGAAAGACUUUCUUCAAGAUCCGUCUCUCGUUCACGACAAUGUUGUCCACCUGAUUGGCGUAGAGAGUAAGGAUGUCGGAGACACUCGCGAGUAUUGGCUCGUUAUGGCGUACUACGAGGGUGGAAAUCUGAGCGACUUUCUCAAGACGAGUGUCCUCACUUGGAAUGACAUGUUGUUCCUCAGUCGAUGUGUUGUGUCGGCUGUCACCUAUCUGCACUCCGAGUCGGGUAGACAUGGUGUGCGGAAGACCAGUGUGGCACACAGAGACAUUAAGAGUGCUAAUGUUCUUGUGGAGAAUGCACACAGGUGUGUACUGGCCGAUUUUGGUAUGGCAAUUCGACUGAAGGACGAUAUUAGUAUGAAAGAUUUGGCUAACAAUGGGCAGUGUGGAACUGCUCGUUACAUGGCGCCCGAGGUGCUCGAUUGCCGAAUGAACUUAGAGGAUCUCAACUCAUUCAAGCAAAUCGACAUCUACGCUAUGGGACUGGUGCUAUGGGAGAUAGCAAAUCGAUGCAACCAUACAGGCGUGAGGAAGUACUUGCUUCCUUAUCAAGACGAAGUGGGCAUGAAGCCGAGCAUGUCGACGAUGCGAACGGUCGCACUGCUGCAGAAACGAAGGCCGAUGAUACCACAGGAAUGGCGUCAUAACAGAGGCAUGAAUAUCAUCGCCGAGACCAUCGAAGAGUGCUGGGAUGAAGACGCAGAGGCACGUCUACCCGCUCACUGCGUCCAACAACGAUUUCAAGAAAUCCUAUUUCCCAUGUACACAAUGAGAUCGCGCAGUACAGCAUCGAGAUCAUCGAGCAUCGCCACUCUCCGUUCUCUAAAACCCAAAACAAGCAUUGAAUUCUCAGAGACUUCAUUCCCAGACACAAUCGAGCUACCGGAGAAGGCAGAAACAGACAGUGGAGCGAGUCUACCCAACAGCUGGAAGGAUGAAUCGAAUGACACUGAAGUCAACAGAAUCAAACGAGAACGGUCGGCGACCAAAAGUGUUACAGCCUUUCCAACUAAUCAGAGAGACAGCGGAACAGCAUUGGAGGAGACAGAAACGGAGAUGAACAGAGAGAGAGAUCGAUCAGACGAUCACGUGGAUGAUGACCGAGAUCACGUGAUCAUACACAUGCAAUCGACAACAGUAAUUUGCAAUACGAACAAGAUAGCAGCAUACGACAUAUGA
Molecule: messenger RNA, 2019 nt
Organism: Corticium candelabrum
Lineage: Eukaryota; Metazoa; Porifera; Homoscleromorpha; Homosclerophorida; Plakinidae
Product: TGF-beta receptor type-2-like
Exons: 4
Coding region: 1-2019 (672 amino acids)
Biological process (GO): protein phosphorylation; transforming growth factor beta receptor signaling pathway; cellular response to growth factor stimulus
Cellular component (GO): plasma membrane; signaling receptor complex
Molecular function (GO): transforming growth factor beta receptor activity; type I transforming growth factor beta receptor binding; SMAD binding
Source: RefSeq, a predicted model, not a curated record